GCCCCGGGGCAAGGAGCGCCAGAAGAGCGGUGUCCACCAGCCUCACCAGGCGGGAGCAGGUGACGUGGUGCUGCUGCAGCGGGAGCUGGCCCAGGAGGACAGCCUUAACAAGCUGGCUCUGCAGUAUGGCUGCAAACAUUCAGAGUGAUUAACAAUGGCAAAGUAAGUAGGAAAGUAUUUCUAGAAUUGCUGCAUUUUCUCCUAGAUUGUAACUAUUUCACUUUGCUAACACCGUGCUAAAAAUUUCUAUGGCCUUCUCUAAGGGUAUGUAAGCUACUUAAUUUAAAAAAUCUGUUUCUCCUACAAAUGUCUUAUCUAACAAGGUCCAAAUGUCUAAAACAUGUUGUGUGGGGUGUUGUGGUCUUUCAGGGAAAUAAACAGGUUGGUCUCUGGGGACACAUAGUGGUCUUUAACUUGUACUGACAUUUAUAUUUGGCUCCGAUAAGCAGCUUCUGCAGGCAUACCGUGUGGCUUACAGAACACGGGCUUAAAAAUGAAGCCUGUCCCACAAAGACUGGAAUGGAGUAGGCUUCUUGGUAUGGUGAUGUCUAAAUCUGUAAAGAAUAUAUAAAGCCUUUGAUAAGUGAUCAGUUUUCCUAUUUGAAGAAAAUAAAUUUGCUCUUAAUGUAUUAAAGGCAGAGACAGAAAGACCUCAAGGGUCUCAUGCAUUAGAUUCAGGACACAGUAAAUUAAAAAUGUCCCCUACCCCAAUUCAGUGACAAUGACAGCAGUUGCCGAAUAAUGGAAAUGAUUGAUUUGAACGAGAGCUGUUGGCUGUAUUUGCUUUCUAGUUUAAGUGGACUUAAGUGUUAAAAGGUUAGAGUUCAUCUCUGAUGCUUUUGGAAAGUUUUCAGACGUUAGUGUGAGGGAGGGGUUACCCUUUGACUUACAUUUCCCCCUGCUUCUUAAAUCUUCGUGUUUGAUUAUGAGAGGACUUUGUCAUGAACUUUGUUACUUGAUAAAACUCGCAGCAUUCUUCCUUCAGCAUUCUUCCUUUUUCCUGACAGUUCAGUACAGUAACUGUAAGUCACUUUUAUUUAACAAGUUUAUAUGCCCCACAGUGUUUCUGGGGAAGAAAAUGCCGAGGGCAUCUGUCUCAACUUUAUUACAGGUUGCAGAUAUCAAGAAAGUCAACAACUUCAUCAGAGAACAAGACUUAUAUGCUUUGAAAUCUAUUAAGAUUCCAGUGAAAAACCAUGGGAUCCUAACAGAGACCCACCAAGAACUAAAACCCCUUCUGAGCCCAUCUUCUGAGACCACAGUGACUGUGGAACUGCCAGAUGCAGACAGAGCAGGCGCAGACACCGAUGCCCAGGCCAGCCAACUGAUGGAUUUCUUUAAGGGGAUUGACCAGAAUAUUGAGCGUGCUGUGCAGUCAGAAAUCUUUUUACAUGAAAGUUACUGCAUAGACACCUCCCAUCAGCCACUGCUCCCGGCACCUCCGAAGACGCCAAUGGAUGGUGCAGAUUGUGGCAUUCAGUGGUGGAAUGCUGUUUUCAUCAUGCUUCUAAUUGGUAUUGUCUUGCCUAUCUUUUAUUUGGUCUAUUUUAAAAUACAAGCUAGUGGUGAGACCCCUGAUAGCUUGAACACAACUGUCAUCCCCAAUGGCUCGAUGGCAAUGGGUACAGUUCCAGGGCAAGCCCCCAGACUAGCAGUGGCAGUGCCAACCGUCACUUCUGCAGACAGCCAGUUCAGUCAGACCACCCAGGCAGGGAACUAAGCUUUGUUUUUAAAGAAUCAGCCCAGCUUUAGCAAUUGGCUGUUGAUGUGCCUCAGCUGUCAUUGGCGAUGUCCUAGGGGUGCUGCAUUUUGCUUCCGGGGAAGGAUGGACACUUUUCAGAAGUCACUGCAGUACUCUCAAUUGCACUGGCCUGGGCAUGCCCUUACCCAGUCUAAGCCGGCAGGAUCUAAAACAGCAGCGACCUCGGCCUCUAUCCAGAGAGGUGCAGCAAGAGAGCCAUUUCCGUGUGACAUUUAGUGGACUGGCCAGUUCAUAGCAGCACUGUGUGGACCCCCAAGUUGGACGUGCUCGGAGGGAAAGAAAUGGCCUCUGUCAAGGGACCUGCAGUGUGAGAGCCAGUGGCAUCUGCACGGGUCGCCUGGCUCUCACUGUAUCCUCACUGCUGUGGAGCAGGGAUUGGCUCUGAGAAGGAGUGUUCUCUGUCUCCCUGGCAAAGGUGCUGUGGAAUGGUCUUGGCAUGCCACCCUGUUUUAGAGAGUGAUAGUUACAGUUGUAACAAGCCUACUUCAUAUUGGCCCCCUCAGUUAGCCUUUUUGAGGCAAUGCCAUUUCUAGAGUUGAAAAAGCCCUGGACCCAAACUGCUGCACUGUUGAAUAAAGGGCAGUCCUGCUCCUGUCCUUUUAGAGCUGCUUAGUGUGACACACAGGCUGUGCCCAGUUCCGCAGGAGCCGUCCCACAGUGUGGCUCUCUGGAUUCUCCCACUUGUCCUCCUUGGAAGGAGCUCUUGCUGGCCAGUGUUUGGAGGGGAGGAUGAGUGCCUGUCACUGAGGCUCCACCAUGGUUGGCGUCUGAAGCUGGGCAGUCAUCAGGCCUGUGCUGAGAGCCGCAGCCCCUGUGCACACCUAACACAGGGCGCUCCCCCUGCUGCUUCCCUGGCUCAGUUCUUCGGAGCUCCAGAGUGAGAAGGCCGCUUAGUCCUUUUUCUCUGGGUGAUGCCCUUAGAAUAACGCUAUAUACAAUGUAACCCACAAUGUUCCAGGACCAAAGGCUUGAUGGAGGGGCUAGAGGCGACCCUUGUUGUAAAAGGCGAUCAGAACACCUGAGGGAGGAAGGAGCUUGCAGUUUUCCCAGCCCUUCUCGCUGCCAAGGCAGCAGUGGUGCUGUGGAUGGGCUGGGGACUGCUGGGCAGAGCCUGCUACUGCUUGGGAGUUGGUGCUGCCCUGUGGCAUGGAGGGGUGGGAGGGGCUGAGGUGGCUGCUGGCCUGGCCUCCAAGAGUUCUGGACAGGAGGCAGACGCUGCCCAGAUGCUGGGUGGAGGGACAGUGAUGGCCUUUGACGCGUGAGGCCUGGGGAACAGUUUCAAAGGUCUCACCAAGUAAGAGUGAUUUCCAGUUUCUCUUCUUUCAGUUGUGUGAAAAAACUGGCCUGGGUUCCAUUAGCAAAUUGAAUCAUCUUCAGUCUUAAAUUAGCGACCAGAACGAUCUUCAGGAUAAAAAGAACUUCUGAAUCUCUGCAAUAGGAAAUGUUUUGAUUAUGCAAGUGCUUUUCCAGCCAAAUGUCUGUGCUGUCUGUGUCACUGAGGGCCACAGGUUCCUCUAACAUCUGUCACUGUCACUUCAGGCAGGCCUUGGAGUUCCAUGACAAAAUCACUUUUGUCAGACAAAGAAUGUAUCCUUUACUUUUCUCAAAUGGAAUAAAAUCAUUUCUUCUGUGAAGGAAAA
This is a messenger RNA of Symphalangus syndactylus (siamang), 3402 nucleotides long. It is a transcript of the gene LYSMD4, whose product is annotated as LysM domain containing 4. The record is from RefSeq and is a predicted model, not a curated record. Lineage: Eukaryota; Metazoa; Chordata; Mammalia; Primates; Hylobatidae.